Molecule: messenger RNA, 414 nt
Organism: Trifolium pratense (red clover)
Lineage: Eukaryota; Viridiplantae; Streptophyta; Magnoliopsida; Fabales; Fabaceae
Source: the annotation of a RefSeq genome assembly
AUGUACAUAAUAUAUGAAUUCUUUCAUUUAUCGUUAUUUCCGGGUCUUUUCGUUGCAUUCACUUACAACAAGAAACAACCACCUGCGUUUGGUGCAGCACCUGCAUUUUGGUGCAUUCUUCUUUCUUUCCUCGGUCUUUCGUUCCGUCAUAUUCCUAAUAACUUAUCCAAUUACAACGUAUUAACCGCUAAUGCACCUUUCUUUUAUCAAAUCUCAGGGACAUGGUCUAAUCAUGAGGGUAGUAUUUUAUCAUGGUGUCGGAUCCCACGUUUUUAUGGAUUCCUUCUUUGUUACCGGGGUCGACCCCAAAGCCAUAAUGUCUCAAAACGAGGAGGCCAUAGAGAAGUUUUGUAUGACUUUGUCUCGAACUUCGUGAAGAACUCCAUUCUAUCUCUCCCGGAACCGAACGUUUGA